This is a messenger RNA of Lepus europaeus (European hare), 5443 nucleotides long. It is a transcript of the gene RNF125, whose product is annotated as ring finger protein 125. The transcript has 6 exons. The coding region runs from base 205 to 903 and encodes 232 amino acids. Gene Ontology annotation, molecular function: ubiquitin protein ligase activity. Gene Ontology annotation, biological process: protein polyubiquitination; ubiquitin-dependent protein catabolic process. The record is from RefSeq and is a predicted model, not a curated record. Lineage: Eukaryota; Metazoa; Chordata; Mammalia; Lagomorpha; Leporidae.
UUGCAGCACCGCGGCCGCGCACUCAGCCUGCCCCAGACCGAGGUUAGGCGAAGCCGCGAAGGCUGCUGCGAGGCUGCGCUAGCUGAGCGCGCUGGGAGGCGGCGAUCACAGCUGGGCUGGGACUUCCUUCCUCCACCGCAGGACAACAAACAAGCGCCUGCAGGCACUGAGCUCUCGGCGGCUGCCUGGGCGAGAGGCGCAGCGAUGGGCUCCGUGCUGAGCAGUGACAGCGGCAAGUCUGCGCCCUCCUCUGCCACCCCUCGGGCCCUGGAACGCAAGGGGGACCCGGAGCUGCCCGUCACGUCCUUCGACUGCUCGGUGUGCCUUGAGGUGUUGCACCAGCCUGUCCGGACUCGCUGUGGCCACGUAUUCUGCCGUUCCUGUAUUGCUACCAGUCUAAAGAACAAUAAGUGGACCUGUCCUUAUUGCCGGGCAUAUCUGCCUUCAGAAGGAGUUCCAGCAACUGAUGUAGCCAAGAGAAUGAAAUCAGAAUAUCAGAACUGCACUGAGUGUGACACCCUGGUUUGCCUCAGUGAGAUGAGAGCGCACAUAAGGACUUGUCAGAAGUACAUUGAUAAGUAUGGACCACUACAAGAACUUGUGGAGACAGCAACAAGGUGUGUAUGUCCAUUUUGUCAGAGGGAGUUGGAUGAAGACAGCCUGCUGGAUCAUUGUAUUACUCAUCACAGAUCAGAAAGGAGGCCUGUGUUCUGUCCACUUUGCCGUUUAAUACCUAACGAGAAUGCAAACAGCUUUAAUGGCAGUUUAAUAAGACAUUUGCAAGUUAGUCACACUUUGUUUUAUGAUGAUUUCAUAGAUUUUAAUAUAAUUGAGGAAGCUCUCAUCCGAAGAGUCUUGGACCGGUCUCUUCUUGAAUAUGUGAAUCACUCAAGCACCACAUAAUUUUAUUAAAGGGAAAGGGAAGUGGACCAUUUAGUUGCACCAUUUAAGAUGCUGCUUGACAAGUGGAGAGAAACUGUCAAUGUUUGAUGGGCAAAAUGUACAACACAGUUAUAUGUUUGCCCAUGUUUAUUGUUAUUUCACAUUUAAAAUUGCUUUCAUUUUGAUGGUUUCAAUAUAUUUUACAUUCUUGAGUUUCUUAGAGAUAUAAUAACAAAAAUAUAUUCUUAGAUAUAUAAUAACAAAAAAUAGUCUCCUACACUAUUUAAUACAUGGAAGAGACACAGGCUCGGUGUGUGAUGGAGAAUUUGUUUGCAAAUUGGAUGCCAUUAUGUAUAAUGCCACAUAUUAAUAAGUACCAUCAUGGUUAGGCAAGAAAACUGUGUGUGUUCCAUAUAAAAAGAUGAGAAGUGAAACUGUGAACAUUCAAGGAAAUACAAAAUCUGUUCCAAUGCUCUUUUUCUACGGUCCAGUAGGAUAACAUGAAUAAUCUUGGAUGGGAGUAGGAAAGGAAAAUUUUAGAAGUCAACAAAGACUAUUUAACCAAAUUAUAUAAUAUUGCAACACAACAAAUUUUGUGUUAGAAAUGUGUACUUAAUUCUUUACUUUUUAUAACUAUGCACACAUAAGAAUUUAUUUUUUUCAAAUAUUUGUAGCUUACUAUCUAGAAAUAUUUCUAUAAUAUAGACAAUUACUUAAGAAUCAUUAUCUGGUAUUUACAGAAGUAUUUACAUACAUAAUUGUGGAAAACCCUAAGGGCUUUUUUAUUUUAAUCUUUUAAAAAGUUAUAAAACACAAAUACUGAAAACCAGACACAAAAGUUAGAGCUUAACAUAUAAUUAUAGAAAAUAUUCUAAAAUUUUCUUCUAUAUUUUUGCCUGUCACCUGUGUGUCCUGUCAUAAUUAAAACUCCACAAAAAAAACCACUAUACUAAUUUCAACAGUAAUUACUUCCUCACAAUUCUUUAUUAUUUUAUCUCCCAAGUCCCUAUUUCAAUAUUUUAAUCUUACCCAUUUAAAAUUAUUUUAUUAAAUAUUUUAUACUUCUUAUUAAUUUACAGAUUCCCCUUCUUCUUUCCUUUACCUGAAGAACCUAGAGAGAUUCCCACAGUCUGUAUUUGCUGACUGUACACUCAUGGAGCAAUUCAGCAUAUUCUUCUGUCCUCUGGAUAUUGGCACUUGGAUCCAGAGGUUUGAGCAGACUUAGAUUCAGUCUUUUGGGCAAGACUGUAAGUCAUGGUUGUGUUCUUUCAUCAGAAGGCAUAUAAUGUUUAAUUCUUUUUGUGACAUUAGCUGAAAUUGAUACUUAAUGCCUAAAUCCAUCAUUCAUUUUGGUUUGAAGAAUAUUCUACAUCAUUUCUUUUUCCUAUAUUAGUGGGAAUUUUUUUUUUUUUAUUUGACAAGUAGAGUCAUAGACAGUGAAAGAGAGAGACAGAGAGAAAGGUCCUCCCUCCGUUGGUUCACUCCCCAAAUGGCCACCAUGGACAGUGCUGCGCCGAUCCAAAGCCAGAAGCCAGGUACGUCUUCCCGGUCUCCCAUGCGGGUGCAGGAGCCCAAACACCUGGGUCAUCCUCCACUGCCCUCCCGGGCCAUAGCAGAGAGCUGGACUGGAAGAGGAGCAACUGGGACUAGAACCUGGCGCCCACAUGGGAUGCCGGCGCUGCAGGCAGAGGACUAACCAAGUGAGCCAUGGCGCCAGCCCUGUGGGAACAUUUUUAUUAAAGGACACUUUCCCACAUUUGCUAUUUUGUUAACUAGUGGUAGACUAUAUAGGAGAGGAAAAUGAACAUUUAACUUCUUUCUUUUACCAGUUUUCAGAUAAUAAACUUGCUUCCCAUCAUCUUUCAUUAAAGUAUUAUUAAAUCUUGGAUUUAAACAUAUUUGAUGGGAUUCAGUCCAUUACAAAUAUUACUUUAUAGAAGUUCAGACUGUCUCAUCUUGACAAAGAAUGACAGCCUCAUUAAGUUUGCUCUGAGUCCUUUUGACAGUAGACUAGCAGCCUUUAAUAGGUUCCUUGCUAUCUUAUAUGACAAGAUGCUCCACGUUCAACCUGCACAUUUCCUGCCACAGACCUGGAAUCUACUAUUUUUCUAAGAAACCUGGUUUCUUUCAGGGAUAAACCAUGUUUCAAAAUCACAAUUUGAUGUCUAAGGAUGUGUAUACACUUCAAGAAUUUCCUUUGAUAAUUGUAGGUUACUACAGGGUUUUAACCUAUCCUUUCUGUUACAACUGUUUCUCUGUUCUUCUAUCCUGAAAAUUUAGGCUUUCAGGGACACACAGGCAUGAUCAAAUUAGAAUAUCCUACACUACUUUUUCCUUUAUUUACCUUGUGCAUACACCAUCUCAGAAUAAAAGUACUAACACAACCAUAACCAAUAUGAUAACCAAAACAAUCAAAAUUUUUUCAUUUGCUUUCUCCUUUUUUUUGUUUUUAUUGGUUUACUAUGUUGACAUUUUCAUGACAUAUUGCUAUAACAUACUACAGUUUCUCCAUUUUAUCCCUACAUUUGUUCUUAGUUCUUUGAAUAACAAUAUAUUGAACAUUUGCCACCAGUUUUUAUUUGAUGUCUGUUUUUCAUAUCUGACUCUAAUGACAAAUUUAGGACAUGAAGCAAAUAAAGUUAUGAGGACUACUGCUAUUAACUCCUGUUAAUAAACUGCUACCUCCCCAGAGUUCAUUUUUUUAAUUGAAAUCACUUGUAAACUCCCUUGUUACACAUAAACUAAAUCAUUAUCAGGGUCAACGUUGUGGUGCAGUGGGAUAAGCUGCCUCUUGCAACACCUAUAUCCUGUAUCAGAGUGCUGGUUAGAGUCCAGAUGCUCAGGUUCCCAUUCAGCUUCCUUCUAAUGAGUUUGGAAGGCAGUGGAUGAUGGUCCAAGUACUUGAGCCCUGGCCACACAUGUGGCUGACCUGGAUGGGGCUCCUUGCUCAGCUUGGCCCAGCCCUGGCUGCUGCUGCCAUUUGGAGAGUGAACCAGCAGAUGGAAGCUGUCUCUCUCUCUGUAAUUCUGCCUUCCAAAUAAAUAAAUAAAUAUUUUGUAAAAAUAUAUGUACAUAUAGUAAUUAUCAUGGUGCCCCCAAAUUUUCUGUACUAAGUUAUCCAUAACUUCUUAAAAGUCUUGGUACUAUUCUCCUAUACAGUACAAGGCAAUUGAGAAAAAUGUAAAGCUGACUGAAAUCUGGACAGCUUCAUAGCCUCUCUUUUAUUACUUUUUAAAAAAGAUUAAUUUACUUUUUAAAAAAAGAUUUAUUUAUUUGAAAGGCAGUUACAGAGAGGGAGGCAGAGACAGAUUAGUUCACUCCCCAAAUGGCCACAAUGGCCAGGCCAAAGCCAGGAGCCUCAUCUGGGUCUCCUAUGUGGGUGCAGAGGUCCACACAUUUGGGCCAUCUUCUGUUGCUUUCCCAGGCACUUUAGCAAGGAGCUGGACUGGCAGUAGAACAGCUAACACUCAAACCUGCUGCGCCACAACACUGGUCCCCAUGACCUCCCUUUAAGAUAGGCAUUGGUUUCAAGCUUCCUUUUCACAGUUGAUAAGAAGUAACAACAGAUUUUCAGUUUCACAACCUCUUUUACUCCAAUUUGAAUGGAUCACACAAUAGAGCAAAACCUGUUGGACAACAGGAGCAAGAGAGGAGGAAUGCUUUAGAAAAAAAUCAUUGGACUGAAAAUCUAGCCCCUGAAAAACAGAAGAAUUAUGUCUAAGCAUUAGUACUGAAUAUGCAGACCAGAGCAAUAGAAAAGACAUCUUUUGAUUGUAAAUUUUAAAAAAAAUGUUAAAACUUUGAAAACAGUAUUUCAAGUAAAGCUUUAAGUCAUUUACCACUAUUAAUCUCAAUACAGUAAUUUGGAUCCUGUCCCUAGAUUCCUUUUUUGAUAAUUUUGCCACCUACAAGACAAAUUAGGUGCUGGCCACCUGAAUCAUUUUAUGUUCUGAAUCAUCUUGAGUUCUAAAAUGGUGAACUGAAAAUACUGUUUCACUGUGCCUUUAGCUUUUAAUAAAAAGGACUUUUUUUUAACUUAUUGUUUUAAAAAAUGAAAGCCAAUAUUCGAAGCUGUUGACUACCAAUAAAAAGUUUCACUCACUUUAUAGUGCCUCAGGAUAUACUUUUUCAAGGCCUUAUAAGGGAAAAAUGAAUUUACAUUACCCUUCUAAAGCUAAAUUCCUUCUAAUGCACAAAACCUGUGAGGAUUUCCUUUUCAUAUAUUUCUUCCAAAGUUUCUAAAAUGUGUACGGAAAAAAAUAGAUUGAUUGUAAAUCAAUGGUAAAGUUAGGGACCCUGGUCAGAUCUUCUAAGAGUUCCUAUCUCCAGUAAUGUUGCUUCAUUACUUUUACUGGGUGCUAAGUGUCUUUCAUUUUGAAGUGAGCUUACUCAAUUAUGGAAUGUUUAUGAUAUCUUAUAUCCUCAAACAUUGAAGAUAUUUUCAGAAGUACUGAGAUUCAUUCUUUCAUUAUUCAAGCAUAAAAAUCUAUAUAAUGAUCACAAUUUAAAAUGUACAAUACUUUUUCUUCUGUAAAUAUGUGUUAUUAUGAGAAAUAAAGAA